CCGUUUCAGUAAUGUGUGUUGGAAUUGUACUGAGUCAGCUUUUCUUUGCACAACACAAACAUAAACACAAACCCCAUCUCCGAGUUUCAUGUAUCUGUCUCUCUCCGACCAUACCUUUCUCUGUUAAGCUAACUUGUUCUCUUCUUUUCUACCAAAACUGUUCCCAUUACUCUCUUCAAUCUAGGUUUCAAAAGGGUUUCAUUUUUUGUUUUUAUUACAUUUUAGGGCUUUUGAUCUGCUUCAUUUGAUCUACCUUCCCUGUUUUGCCAUUUUUAAUUUCUGGGUUUUGUUGGAUUUUGUGUUUUAUCCGUUAUUGAGUGAUAAAGUUUUGAUUUUUAGGUUUUAUUUGGAAAUUAAUCAUCUGGGUCAGUGUGUUUUGUGGUGGUUAGGCAUUGUAGGGUUUGAGGGUGUUUUGGUUUUGAUGAUUGUUUAGGGUUUUGAUGAAAAUGGGAUUAGGUGGUGAUAAUGGUAAGGUGAUUGAGUCUUUGGAUGUGUGUAAAUCAAAAGGGUGGAAGAAGAAGAAGAAACAAGAUGGGGUUAUGGAAGAUGAAGAAACUGAAACUGGGUGUUGGCUUAGUUUUAGGUUUAUUGGAAGCUGCAUUUCUUCAAGAUCCAAGGUUGAUAGCUCUGUUAGUGGCACCAGUACUAAUUAUGCUGAAAGCAAAUCCACCAUUGAUACAAGUAGAGACCAACCAUCGGUUCCAGUUGUCUCUUCAACAACCACUACCACUAGUAAUGCUGAAAGCAACUCAUCUACUUCAAAAGUUGAAGACGAAAUUAAAGUUGCUUCCAGGCUGCGGAAAUUCUCUUUCAAUGAUCUUAAGUUGGCAACAAGAAAUUUUCGGCCCGAGAGUCUUCUCGGUGAAGGUGGAUUUGGUUGUGUGUUCAAAGGAUGGAUUGAAGAAAAUGGAACUGCACCAGUGAAACCUGGCACAGGACUUACUGUUGCAGUCAAAACCCUUAACCAUGAUGGCCUCCAGGGUCAUAAAGAAUGGCUGGCUGAAGUUAAUUAUCUUGGUGAUUUAGUUCAUCAAAACCUUGUCAAACUUAUAGGCUACUGUAUCGAAGAUGAUCAAAGGUUGCUAGUAUAUGAAUUUAUGCCUCGGGGAAGCUUGGAAAACCACUUGUUUAGGAGAUCCUUGCCUCUUCCAUGGUCCAUUAGGAUGAAAAUUGCGCUCGGAGCUGCAAAGGGACUUGCUUUUCUUCACGAGGAAGCCGAACGACCUGUAAUAUAUAGGGAUUUCAAAACUUCCAAUAUAUUAUUAGAUGCAGAGUACAAUGCCAAGCUCUCAGACUUUGGACUUGCAAAGGAUGGUCCAGAGGGUGAUAAAACCCAUGUGUCUACUCGAGUUAUGGGAACUUAUGGUUAUGCAGCUCCAGAAUAUGUCAUGACAGGGCAUCUUACAUCAAGAAGUGAUGUGUAUAGUUUCGGAGUGGUACUACUUGAGAUGAUAACCGGGCGAAGAUCCAUGGACAAAAACCGACCGAAUGGCGAACAUAACCUCGUGGAAUGGGCUAGACCGCAUCUAGGAGAGAGAAGAAGGUUCUACAGGUUAAUAGACCCUCGGCUGGAAGGCCACUUCUCGAUAAAAGGAGCUCAAAAAGCCGCCCAUCUGGCUGCCCACUGCCUUAGCCGAGAUCCAAAAGCUAGACCACUAAUGAGUGAAGUUGUAGAAGCUUUGAAGCCUCUCCCAAACCUUAAGGACAUGGCUAGUUCAUCAUACUAUUUCCAGACAAUGCAAGCUGACCGUUUUAGUGCAAGUCCAAAUACUCGAAACGGUAGAACACAAGGGGCAUUCACGCGCAAUGGACAACAACAAAGAAGUCUUUCCAUAUCACAUGGUACUCAUGCUUCUCCGUUUCAUCAUCAGUAUCCUCAAAAUUCACCAAAACCAACAGGAAAGGCACAGAGUUGAUGAACUUCUCACACCUUGCUUUUUCAUCGUUUCUUAUUUUCUAAGUAUAGAUGCAACGACUUCUUGUGAAGCCAUUUGUUCAUGGGCAACUUGAGGGUAAAAGAAGCAUGCUGCUAGCUUUAUGUUCUAUUAUGUUAAUUGGUGUCGACCCCUUUGAAUGUAAUGGCCAGCGUAGCUUAUUAAGCUAACUAUGUGCAUGUUUGGAAUUACGACGAGUUUGACAAGAUUAUAACCGCACCGUGAUUUUGUUGAAGCUCGACAUUGCAGCUUCAUCUAAAAUCACGGUGACACACUAUGAUUCUGGCAAACUCACCGUCAAUUCAAAUAUGUAUUAUGAUGUCUUUUGGAAAUUGUCAACCAAUAUGUUUCUUUCAGGUUAUUUAGAAAAUAUUGAAGAUUGUUAACUCCUCAAGUUUUAUUUUAUUUUAUUUCAAUUGGCCCUUGAAAUAUUAUAUGUCAUGUUGA
Molecule: messenger RNA, 2381 nt
Organism: Medicago truncatula (barrel medic)
Lineage: Eukaryota; Viridiplantae; Streptophyta; Magnoliopsida; Fabales; Fabaceae
Product: probable serine/threonine-protein kinase PIX7
Exons: 6
Coding region: 441-1916 (491 amino acids)
Biological process (GO): protein phosphorylation
Molecular function (GO): protein kinase activity; ATP binding
Source: RefSeq, a predicted model, not a curated record